UCCCUCGGCCGCUUCUCAUAGGACAUGUGCUCCCAGCCCUGCACCAGCUCCGCCGCCCUUCUCUGAACGCGGUCGGCGUUCUCCCCGGAGUGAGGCGCCCCGAAGCGGGCACAGUAGUCGUGGUGGCCUCAGGGGUGCCGAGCACAGGGGAGGAACCGCUUCCCUGGUCCUGCUGCCCACACUAUUUCUGGCACAACGGGUUUCUCUUUCCGGGGACACUCCCCAGGCCGGUGUCCGGCAGCGCGCAGCCGCCCGGGCCGCAGCGCCCGGAGAUGGCGGCGGAGCAGGAAGCGGGCGGGCGGCGCCAUGCCGGGCCCCGCUGCGGAGAUUUAAAAAUGUCUGAUCUGAAAAAUAUUAUACACAGAACCCAUUGCAUUGAAAAGCUGCUGUCUGAGAACAAUUUGCAAGAUGUUGAGGAUCAUCUUAAAGAACUUGAAGAUGUUGAUAUGACUGUAGAAUAUCUUCAGGGGACAGAAGUUACCAAGGCUGUAUAUAGAGUACUCAAAAGUUGCCCUUCAGGAGAGUUGAAAAAGAAAGCAAAGCAGUUAUUGUCAAGGUGGAAAGCAGUUUACAAGAAUAAUUGUGCUCAGUCAAUGCAAGUUAAAAAGCCAGUUUCUAUCUAUGUGAAAGAAGAAAUUGAGCAUCUCCAUGUAGUUCCCAGAGAGCAGUCACCAUCUGAAGGACCAUGUCAGCAGGAGGCAUUAGAUGGUACUAGUUCCAACAUUUUGGUCCCGUCACAAACUGUUAAAGAUGUGGUAUGUAACAGUGCAGAAGGCAGUAUGAAUCAGCAUUCUUCUUUUGAGGAGCAACACACCAUUCAUGAAGGUUCUAAAUCUGUUGCUAGUGAAGCAAGUCUACAGCAGGAUCUGAUUAGAGCUCUGAGGUGUAAAUGUGUGGAUCUUCUUUAUAAAGCUUUGAUUGGUUCUGCCAAAGAAGAAACUGUUAAAUGGCUAGAGCUAGCUAAAGAAAUUGAAGAAAGUAUUUUUGCUCUUCAUGGUAAAAAUGAUAAAAAGUACAAAAAUUGCAUCAGAAGUAAAAUCUCUAACCUUAAGAACCCUAAAAGUUGCCACUUGAAACAGAAUCUUCUUUCAGGAACUUUGAGCCCAAAGGCUUUUGCUGAGAUGACAGUGAUGGAAAUGGCCAGUGAUGAACUGAAACAGCUCAGGGCUCUGUACACAAAAUCAUCUGUUCAGGAACAUCAGCUUCCUCAGGUUAUUAAUGGCACACAGACAAACAAAAUAAAGUGCAGACGCUGUGAAAAAUUUGAUUGCACUGUCACUAUGAUUGCCAGAGGAACUCUCUUUCUUCCAGCCUGGGUGCGAAACACAAAUCCAGAUGAACAAAUGUUGACCUAUGUUAUUUGUAAUGAGUGUGGAGAGCAGUGGUAUCACAGCAGAUGGAUUUGUUUGUAAUGUUACCCUUCUUUAGUAAGGAGCUUGGAAACGUGUAUGAGAAUGUACCUCUGUUGAAACAGUAAUUUUAAAUUCUGUGCUGGUAUUAUGUGGGUGCUGCCACUAAAAACUGCAAAAUCAGUUUUUAAAAAAACUGCUAAUAUGUUUUUAAAGAUGGCUUGAAUUAAUCUUUAAGUAAUGCAAAUAUGUAAAGAAAUAAAAGGGUAAAGGGGAAAAUGGUUACACUGUAUCUGAGUGGAAUAUUUGCUAGUAAAUUCAUUAAAAUUAUUCCAAAUGCUGAGAUUUUUCCUGAAGGGACUGGAUACUUCAAAUUUUUUUUUAACUUCAGGAGUUCUUUCACAGAGCAUAAGUUUUUCAUUUACAGUAAACAAACUGUUUCCAAAACUGCAGUUGACAUACUUGUGUGCAUUGCAGAAUGUUCAGAGAGGAUUCACUCCUUAAUUAAAUCACUUUUUUUGCAAGUGUUAGUGGUGAUUUCUAACAUGGGAAAAAAGAAACUAAAAGUAGAGCUUUAAAGGGGGUAGAAAGCAGCUAGCAAAUGAAAGCAAGAAUUAAAUUCUGCUUUAGUCUUUUUAGCUAUUAGAAGGAAAACAGGACAUGUGACAGUCUAUCAAUAUGCAGGCUAGAUUUACAAUGUAAGAUGGUAUGUCCUGCUGCAAAUAAAUUAAUGCAGGAUCAGACAGUGGAUUAUUUCAGAAAAUUAUGUAAAUAUAUUAUUGGAUUUGUUUAUUUAAUAAAAUUAGUGGUAGUUAAUAACUUUCUUGAGUGGAUAUCCUCUCUGGAAUAUCUGUUCUGAACUGAGAAAAUUAAUGUUUUAUAUAGCGCACAUUAGCCAUAAAAAAUGAAUAGAAGGAAAUUCAGUAACAGAAGUUUUUGUACAUAUUUUUGUUCCAGAGUCAAGAGGAUUCUCACUGAUUGUUUACUAGAAGUAUUUAUUUUAAAAAAAAAUUCUUCUCACUAAAAUAAGAGGCCUGUGUCUUUUGCAAAUGCCCAACAGGCAUUUAGCACUUCAAGGUUAAAAGGUAUCAGCAGAGCAGAGAAACCUGCUGAGUAUUUGCUGGAGGAAUUGAGGACAGUUCUGCACCCAUCUGACUGUGACACAGCUGAGGCUGGUCAGCUCUUUUGGGCUGAGCUGCAUGACCUCUCAGAAAAAGGAGUUGGAGGUAUGAGAUGAGAAAAUAGGUAUUGGUGAGCUAAUUGCCAGCCAGGACUUAAAGACAGGCCUUUAUUUGUAUAUGGAGAAAAUUAUGUGUAACCUGAUUUUGCAGAGACACUUAAACUAUUCUACUGAAAAAAAAAAAAAAAAAGAAGAAAAAUCUUUCCAAUCUGUGAAGGGUUAACAAUUACCUUUCAGCAGCAUUACUUAGAUUUUUAUCAUGUUAAAAUGUGUGUUUUAGGGAAAUUGCUGAUGUAAAAUACACAUUAAAGCUUUAGGCCAGACCCCCAGUGUUCAGCUGUGUAACCAAGGAGUUGCUAUCUGGCCUUCCUUCCCAGCCCUUAUUUGUGUGCUGGAAUUGAUGCUUACAAGUAGUUCCACCUAAGUGGCAGUGCUUUUGUGUAAAGUAUUAUUGUUAGCUUUCAAUGAAACUACAGGAAAGCAAACAAUCCUGUGUCAGUGGAUCACAGCAAGCACAGGAUUGUGUGCAGUCAUUUUGAAGGUCAUGAUCCUGUUGAGGAGUUGUGCCAGCAUUGUGCUGUGUCAGAACACCAUGUAGCAGAAGACUUUAUUUUAGCUAUGAACAACUUAUAAAUAAUUUCUGCCUGCAGUUGGUUUGAAGCCAUUCCAGUAAUGUAGAGCUCAUCCAAGUUUUAUCUUGGCAAAGGGAAAUAUUGCAAGGCAUGGAGGGUGUUUCUGACAGAAUAUAUUUCAAGGGUAAAAUUUGUGUCUGUAUCAUUGACUAUGUUUGUGACAUAAUAUAUAACAUAAUUUUUUUUUUUAACUGCCCAUCACUAAAUGUGUAACUGUGUAGCCUUAAAAUAUUUGACUUGCUAAGAUUAUAUGCUUUGUCUCAAAAUGUCUUCAAGAAGCCAAUUUGCAACUAGGUAGUGUGUACAGCAGCAGGAGGGUGUAGAUCACUUGAGCACAGGGAGUAGAGUCCAGAAACAAAAAAAAAAGCUUUGAAAAGUGAGAUUCUUUUAUAUUGUUGAAGUCUUUUUUUUCCAGUUCAUUCCAGGUGAGAGAAAGAUCUCUGAACUUUUUUAAGCAGAGACAAUUAAUUUGGGUAUGAUGUUUAGGAUGUCCAUGCUGCUUCUCCUAGAAGGAAUGUGUCAUUAGAGGUGAUACCCACAAACAUAGGACAAAUACAUGCUGAACAAGGUCAAAGUCUGUAUUUGUCUCCAUGGGGUUUUACAGAGAUGCUGUAAAUUCAACUCCUUCUUGAAUCCUGUGAUCUAACAGCAGCAAUAAGGUCUUAAACAUAAAUUGCCCUCAAAGAUCAAGCAGUCUGGAGCUGCAGAACUUGUGAUACAUAUCUUAAGAAGAUGAGAGCUGAAUUAACAAUGAAAUUCAGUGUAAAAACAAAGAUACUAUUCUAUGUCUGAA
This is a messenger RNA of Oenanthe melanoleuca, 3954 nucleotides long. It is a transcript of the gene TCEANC, whose product is annotated as transcription elongation factor A N-terminal and central domain containing. Lineage: Eukaryota; Metazoa; Chordata; Aves; Passeriformes; Muscicapidae. Gene Ontology annotation, biological process: DNA-templated transcription. Gene Ontology annotation, cellular component: nucleus. The transcript is spliced from 2 exons. The record is from RefSeq and is a predicted model, not a curated record. Bases 273 to 1412 code for a protein of 379 amino acids.